GUAGGUAGUACAUUAUGAUCGAUAAGUUCUAAUAUCAAAGGUAUCAAGGGGGAUUUCAAUUCAGGGCCAUCGCAGCACCAAGGAAUCCAACAGGCCAUGUCAUGAUGAAGCUCGGAGGAAAAUUUGUCGUUCAGAUACUGAGCAAAGAGCAACAAGUGUCUGUGGGUGAUGGUGUCCAAGUCGAUGUGUCCCUUCAGAAUGAGGGAGUCUUGAUAAACGACCAUCAAGGAGAUGUGCUGUAUCAAUCCAAUUCGUCUGACCGGGCAUGGAUGGCAGGGGAUGGCAUGCUCUUCAUCAGCUUGGAAAGAGACUCGAUAUCUGUGCUUGUCCUCAGAUCUAUAGAUCCUGAGGCCGAAGCUGCCCUGGGAGAAGUUCUGCUCCAGCUGCAGGGCAAGUUUGAUCGAAGGACUGAGGAAGCUAGUGCUGACCUGUAUUUCCAUUACUAUUCCCUGCUGCCACACCAGCAGAACAUGCUCCAGGACAUGAUUCGCACAGGAACAUACUACGCGUCAAUUAUGGGCAAUGCAGUGGACUUCCGGGACAAGGUGGUCAUGGACGUGGGUGCAGGAAGUGGCAUUCUGUCCUUAUUUGCUGCACAGGCUGGAGCGAGAAAAGUGUAUGCAGUGGAGGCCUCCAACAUGGCUGCUUCUGCAAACAUCCUCAAAAAUGCCAAUCCUGCUCUGGGUGCGAGAAUCGAGGUCAUACAGUCCAAGAUCGAGGACCUGAACCUGGAAGCAAACUCCGUGGAUGUCCUCAUAUCAGAGCCAAUGGGUACCUUGCUGGUCAACGAGCGAAUGCUGGAGACCUAUUUGCAUGCCAGAGACCGAUUCCUGAAGCCAGGCGGUCGGAUGUUUCCGCAAACAGGACGGAUACAUGUCGCAGCGUUCACCGAUGACCUGCUUUACACUGAGAUGGUGAACAAGGCGACUUUCUGGCAGCAGAAUAGUUUCUUUGGGGUGGACUUGUCUUCUCUCUUUCAGCCUGCUCUGGAUGGCUACUUCUCCCAGGCAAGACCACCUGAUGGUCAUCAGGUGGUGGUGGACGCCAUAGAUCCACGAUGCCUGAUUUCAGCACCCAUGAGUCACGCAGUGGAUUUUGGAAGCGCUCUAGAAAACGACCUGCAUGACAUCGUCAUACCUCUGCACUUCCCAAUGGCUGUGCCUGGGAAUGUGCAUGGCGUUGCAUGCUGGUUCGACGUGCUCUUUGAUGGAAGCUCCUCACAGCGUUGGCUGUCGACUGCGCCUGGCGUGCCAACCACUCACUGGUUCCAGCUGCGCUGCGUGCUGAGUCAGCCGCUGACAGUGUACCCCGGAGCAGAGCUGCAUGGCGAGCUGCGCCUCAUUGCCCACAAGCGCCAGAGCUAUGACAUCCACCUCAGACUCAGCGUUCCCUCCCUGGCCCCUGGGAGAGUCGGCUCUGAUGCCUGGCCAUGUCUGCGACAGGUGACAGGCAAAUUUGAUCUGAAGGAGCCUUACUACCGGCAGCUCACAAUGCCCUACUGGGGGAAUCAGGCAGCAGGCAGCAGUGUUCCAUCAGAGUCUCCAGCCUUGUGAGCCGCACCAGCAAUGCAGCUAUAGGCCCCACCACACCAAUCAAACCUCCAACGAGUGCAAGGGUCUCCCGAAUCUAUCCAUUUGCCAUGCACCACAGCUUAUUGGUGCUUCAGACCGUUUGCCUUCUUGUUGCUGCAGCAAAUGCAUUGUGUAGCGCCGCCUUUGGUACCGGUAGCGUUCGUUGCUUGGUAGCAUGUGUUGUGUCGAGUUAGAUUAUUAGGCUGCAGUCCGGUUAUUUCACAUUUUGCUGGGCCGCGCUUCUUUAUUAUUUGUACCAUGAUGAUAAAAGCGCCACUAUGGAACAUGAAGAAGAACUCAAUUGCAAGUAGAGGCAUCCCAGGUAUCCCAUGAUGAUGAUCAUGAUGGAUGCGAGAAGAUGUUUUGAAAGAGGUCCGGGCCUGUAAUUCUACUUGAAGAGGCGCUGGCCUUCAUUCUUAAGGACAGUCUCUGGCAGUGACGGGGGGUGCGGGAACGACCGCCAGAUUGAGUGCAUUGCGACUGCGCGCAUUGUGCAGCCUUACUGUAUCCGAUUGAGCCAUGGCUGGCCAGUGAAAAAGGCUGGCCAGUGCCUAGGCAGCUACAGCCGCAGAUCUGAGACUAGAGACUCUAGAGACUAGCUAAAGCUACAGCGGAUCCACUGGCGAGUCUAUAUAUCGACUGACCGCACAUGCAACUUCAAGACUCAAUGUAAUUCAUACAUCUUUCAAG
This is a messenger RNA of Coccomyxa subellipsoidea C-169, 2261 nucleotides long. Its product is annotated as S-adenosyl-L-methionine-dependent methyltransferase. Gene Ontology annotation, biological process: peptidyl-arginine methylation. The transcript has 13 exons. NCBI's taxonomy places the organism in Eukaryota, Viridiplantae, Chlorophyta, Trebouxiophyceae, Coccomyxaceae. The coding region runs from base 102 to 1553 and encodes 483 amino acids. Gene Ontology annotation, molecular function: protein-arginine N-methyltransferase activity. The record is from RefSeq and is a predicted model, not a curated record.